AUGAACGCACGCAGCAUCAAAUUUGAAAUGUCCAUGGAGGGUAGACAAGUGGACGAGGUGGUCGCAAGCAUCUUUCACACGGUACUGUUCCACCGCUCGAGUGGGAAGUUUACCUACAACAGCGAGGAGAGCUACUCGAUUCGAACAAUCAGUUACGUGGACGUUGACUGCGAUUUCAUCGAUUUCACUUACGUGUGCUGCGAGUCGGAGGCGCUUGGUCGCGUUGUCAAGCGCGAAAUUUCGGAAUUUUCGGAACUAUUACGUGGAGCGGAAGCGUCGUUACCACGAGGUUCCAUCAGUCUCGAGUUCUUCCAGAGGAGGCGAGCGCGAUGGCCUUUCCAGCCUGAGUGUGUUCCGUGGGAGGUUUGGACUGUAUGCUGCGAGUUAACUGAGUCCCGAAAUGAGCGAGACAUGCACUCAAAGCACGAGAGUGUAGUAGAAAUGCUACAGGACAAAAUCGUGUUCAUAACGGAGAUCAUUAACCGUCACGAGUACGUCCCAAAAAUGCCGAGCCGCUCCGACGCAGACUUAAUCUUUGACACGUCAUAUUCUGACAUCCAGCCGUACCUCUUCAAGAUCCACUACAACUUGUCGGGCGCACCGCCCACAUCGGUCGGCAAUACUGUGAGGAAGCUGAUUCGCGAUACCCUGUCGUUGUGAUGUGUGUAAGACUAUCAAUGCUUUAUAUUCUCUCAAGUGAGGACUUCAAUACCCUUAUGUAUUUGGAUUUCGAAUUAGCUGGUCUAUAUGAAAAUAGGACAGAGAGUUCCUUCUCGAUGCGAAGUUGCUCAUCAUUGAGUUGUGUUGAACCUUAGUUAGAUAUAUAUCGAUGAGAAGUGCAAUUAAAUGAUUUUAAUAACGGAGAAUGUAAAUAAUAAUAUUAUAUAUCUUUAAGUAUACAUAUUUGUAUUAUAAUUCCCUAAUUUUUAACUGCAAUGUACUUAUGAAUAUAAUUUUCACUAAUAUAAUUAAAAUAAUUUAAAUUUAA
Melitaea cinxia (Glanville fritillary) is the source of this 988-nucleotide messenger RNA. It is a transcript of the gene Atg101, whose product is annotated as autophagy-related protein 101. The coding region runs from base 1 to 660 and encodes 219 amino acids. Gene Ontology annotation, cellular component: phagophore assembly site. NCBI's taxonomy places the organism in Eukaryota, Metazoa, Arthropoda, Insecta, Lepidoptera, Nymphalidae. Gene Ontology annotation, biological process: autophagosome assembly; autophagy. The record is from RefSeq and is a predicted model, not a curated record. The transcript has a single exon.